Messenger RNA from Coregonus clupeaformis (lake whitefish), 4918 nucleotides. Its product is annotated as SCL-interrupting locus protein homolog. The coding region runs from base 350 to 4186 and encodes 1278 amino acids. NCBI's taxonomy places the organism in Eukaryota, Metazoa, Chordata, Actinopteri, Salmoniformes, Salmonidae. The transcript is spliced from 17 exons. Gene Ontology annotation, biological process: smoothened signaling pathway; centrosome duplication; mitotic spindle organization. The record is from RefSeq and is a predicted model, not a curated record. Gene Ontology annotation, cellular component: centrosome; centriole.
UUUAUCACAAGGACUGUUUGUGUUUAGCAACGUGUAAAGUGAUUAAUUAAAUACUACGCUAGCUAGGUUGCUACCAAGUGAAGUAAAAUAAUAACGAAAAUAUUAUAGCUUGAUACAUUGUGGAUUUACCGCGGAUAUGGCCGCUCUGAUGUUGCGGAGGAAGUCUUGAAACCGCUGCUCGAGGACAUUUCUCACAACAUUUGAGCCAGCCAACACGACUCAGUGGCACGCGAACCGAAAUGAUAGCUAACGCGUUAGCUGCCUGGCUUGCUAUUUAACUAGCUAGCUAACUAUCUGAUAAGCUAACGUUAGCUAGCUACGUUUGGUGAAGAAGAUUACUGGCUGUGAAAUGAGUGUCCAAGUGAAUUUGAGAGGACUGCCAUCUCACGUCCUGGCCAGUGUUUACAAACCAGAGAAACUGAAAAUGGCAAGAAGGUCAUCAGAGAACGCACUUACUGCCCUCACCUUCACCAAAUCCAAAUUGGCCGUAUGGGACCCCACACCUAAUGGGGAUGUGGUUAGCCUCCACCUAUCCUAUUACAGAAAUCCCAGACUACUUCUGGUGGAGAACGUUCUUCGCUUGGCCCACCGGCAUGCCCGACAGAGUAACAAGCCCCAGUUCUGCUGUUACUUGCUGGGGACUAUUGCUGUGGAUUCUGAUGAAGAGGGUGUGACUUUGACUCUGGACCGGUUCGACCCGGGCCGGGAGCAACCUGGCUCCUCUGGAAAGGUCCCCACUGCCCUGAUGCCCGGGGACGUCCUGGUGCUCUGUGUUUUUGGAACCCAGGGGGUCGCUGCCACAGACACCAUGGUUCACUCUGCAGAAGAUUUCCACAUCUCUUUCAAGAUGCUCCAGCACUGCUGCAGCACCCGGGAGUCCCUGGACCUGUCCAAGCUGCUUGCCCUGCGAGCACACCUCGGCUGCUCCCAGCAAGCAGACAGCCUGGGCUUCUGCCUGCGCUGGGCCGCCGUCACCCCCGGCAACACACUGGACGCUGUGCCCAUUCGGCCCGUGCUCAUCAUCCCCACGGCCCUGGCCAGAAACCUGAGCGGACCGACCAGCCUCACCCAGCCGCUACACAGCAGCGCUAACCACAAACGAGGCUUUCUGACCAUGGAUCAAAGCAAGAAACUGCUCCUAGUACUGGAAUCUGACCCGAAAGCCUACACUUUACCACUGGUGGGACUAUGGCUGAGUGGGGUCAACCACAUAUCCAACCCCCAGGUGUGGGCGUGGUGUCUGAGGUACCUGUUCAGCUCCUCCCUCCAGGACAAGGUGACGUCGGAGAGCGGUGCGUUCCUGGUGGUGCUGUACUCGCUGACCCACAGGGAGCCAGAGUUCUACCAGGUCCAGCCCUGCAGCGGUCAGCAGCAGGACAUGACCUUCCAACUGCUCACAAGCACUGAGUCACUCACCCUCUACAAGAAUGUGGAGGAGUCCGAGGGCCGUACUCUGCAGUUUGAGCUCAGUGCUGAGAGCCAGAACCACGAGGCAGAGUUCUUCAGGGAACUGGUGUCCCGUGCCUCCUUCAUAAGCCCUGCAGUAGUGGCAGUGUCUCCUCAGAACAGACUGUCUAUCAGUGACCAUGACUCUGGAGUAGAGGACGAGGACCUCUCCCCCAGGCCCUCCCCAAACCCCCACCCUCUCACCCAGCAGACCAAGCGGGUCCACCCUUCUGUGCCAGAGCUCUCCCUGGUGAUGGACUGCAGCAUCCUGGAUGGACAGACCAUGGGCACCCCUCAUCCUCCCCUCUCAGCUCUGCAGCCCAGAGGCAGCAGCCCCCCCUCCCACCAGCUCCACCCUGGGGCAACCAGACCCCCAGGCCAGGGGCCCACCACACUCAGUGGCCCCCCACCCAUCAGAAAGCCCCUGACCCCUGCCAUGGACCCUCAGGGUAAGGGCAGCAGAGGAUCCCCGUUCACCCCUGGGCAGCAGCCACCACCGCUCCGGCCCCCUUCCUCCGGCAGGAAAUCGGCUCCUCUGCAGUUCGGGAAGACGUCCACCUCUUCCUCCUCCUCAUCUUCCUCUUCUUCUCCAAAGACUUGCUCCUCUCCUAAUGGAUCAGUCCACCAGGCCAGGCAGUUCCACCAAGUGCUAGGUCCCCUCUCUCACAGGGGGGCCUCCUCUGUCGGACCCCCUCCACGCCCCAGGCAUAGCCCCGGUCACCCCCCGGCCCCCAUGCCCACUCACCAACAGCCCCCUGUCCAUCUCAAACACUUCCACAGCACCCCCAACCCCAACAUGAACCAGCCUUGUGGGUGCUGCUCCUUCCAACCACACGACCAUGUAACCCCCCUGUACCACCCCAACUACUGGCAGGGAGCUUCAGGUACCCACAACAGCCCAGAUAGGCACUUCUGCUCCAUCUCUGAUAGUAAUCGCCCCACCUCUCAACUUUCCCCUUCCCACCAAACACACCCUCACCAUAACCCAGUGUGCCACCCUGGGGGCCCACACUUACACCAUUUCACUGCCCAGGGGCCCUGCUUGGAGCUGCCGGCCCCCGUCUGUCAGAACCAGUGUUGCCAGGCCCAGUCGGCGAAGUCUCUCUCCCCCCUGGACGGACCCAUGGGCCUCCUGCCCUCUGAUGCCUACAGAAUCCUGGUGGACCAAGACCGGCAGCUCAAGUUACUGCAGGCACAGAUCCAGAAGCUACUGGCGGCCCAGGGGAAAGGGGGGAGCAUCUCCACUGAGCAGGCAGCCAUGCAGACACACACCUCCCCAGGACAACCCACCAAGAGGAAUGUCAGCAUCGCUGUAGGAACAGGUGCCAGUCUGUUCUGGGGAAACCCCAUCGAUGCCCCCGCUUGUGAUGAGGACGAGCGCCAACAGCCAGAGUGGCACACGAACAGGGGGCCUGGUGCUCCCGAUGGCAGCAGGUCCUCCUCUGGUCGGAAUUCUGGCAGUGCCAGCCUCACCCACAGCAGGCACGUGGAUGGCACAGAAGAAGAGAGUGGGGGCAGUGAGGGACACGUUCCAGGCACACCCUCCAACCAAUCAAUGCACCAGAGGAUUCAGUCAGCGUUUGGGGACGGUUCCUUCCAGAGCCCUGUGUUGGGGGAGAGUGCCAGCAUGUACUACCAGUCCCAGUCGCCACAGAGGGACAACACCAAGAGUCAGGAGACCAGAGCAGUGAAGGACGAUCAGAGGUUUUAUCAAGACCUAUUGGGCCAAGUGAACAGCCGUCUCCAGGGAUCAGUGAACGAGGAGGAAGAUGAGGAGGAACAGGACAGACAGAUCUCGUACCCACAGCAGCAGAAACACUGCUUGUCCCCCAGACGAGUGUCCCACUCUCAGUCCCAGCAGUCAUCCCCUAGCCCUGUCCCCCUCCGCUCCCGUAGGCCGGAGCCCAGAGAGCAGCCGCCAGGAGGGAAGGACCAGGUGCUCCACGCCACACUGCGCCAGCUGCAGCAGCUAGGGGUCAAUGUGGAUCUGGACUCUGCCGACCCGGGGGGCAAGGCCACACGCAGCUCGAUGGAAAGCUCCAGUACCCUGGCUGGCAUCAACCCAGAGGCGGUCAUCAGCAGACUGACCCUCCUGGAGUCCACGGGGACCAGCAUGUGGGGCCCCAGCGGCAGCGUGGACCUCAGCCUGGAGGCCAACGCCAUCGCCCUCCGGUACCUCAGCGACCAGCAGCUCUCUAGGCUUUCUAUGGGGGGAGGGCAACAGCCCCCCAGGGCCCUCCCUAGGUUCAGCCCCUGCACACUGCUCUCAGAGAAGCCUGGAGCGGAGAAGAUCACUGUUGGACUGAGUUGUAUCCUGUCUCCCAACAUGUCCUUCGCCACCCGCAAGUACAUGAGGAGGUACGGGCUUAUAGAGGAGGGGAGCGGGAGUGAGGAGGAGAUGGGAUAUACCGUACAGUUCCAUGUUCAACAGGAACAAGUAGGGCAGGGAGAGAGGGAGCGCAAAUGUUUGGUUCUGAAAAACAUCACCAAUGAGUUGCCACAUUGCAAACCUGUCCACCCCCAGGCGCCACAUGCAGACUCUCAAAGCCAGCUACUCAGGGACUUGCGUCCUAAAAUGCCGCUUUUGGCACGCGGCGCCAAACAACAUUCAGACAAGGAGAAUGGUGCAAAACGGCAGCCAUCUUUAGGUGAAAUGCAAAGGGAGUGUCCACAACCAGAGGGGUCGAUGGGACAUUUCUUGGACCUGAAUAGACUUAGACAGCUGCCGAAACUUUUCUAAAGGUCUGCUAAAUUAUGUAAAUGUAAAGGCCCAUGGGAACUAAUGCAAAGGAAACUCAAAAUGACAAAUGAAAUGUAUUGCCGAAUCCAUUGGGAUUUUUCAGUGUGGUUGUAUCCUUAGUAAGCUAUUUUUGAAUGCUUCCAUACAAUUUUUGUUUACAGAUUGUUUUGAAUGCCUCUUUGUUUGAAUCUUCAUGGUGCUCAUUGUUUGUAAUGGAUACAUUUGUGUGUGACCACUGAAACAGAGGCUCUUACCAAAUCUCUUCACCACAGUGCUCUUUGUCUGUGAGCAAAAUGUCCUUGUUGCCUUUCUACUACAACCAUUUGGAAGAGGGUGUGGUGUCAUGAUGUAUCUAGCGCUUUUCAAUGGUGGCAGCUAGGUCAUUGAAUUGUUUAAUCAAUUUUAAUUUAAAGUGUGUUUUAUUUUCAACAUACCAUGGAUGCCAAUUGUCUGAACUGUGGUAAAUGUUAAUUCACAAUAGUUUGGCCUUUUAUUGAUAACCACUAUACCCAAUGUCUUGGUAAUUGGUGUACACCUAUUUGUAGUCAAUGUUGGGAUUUUUUAUGUUUCCAUUUUUAAUGUUGUAAAUAUUUUACGUUUCUUUCAUGCUGCUUUGUUUUUCUUGUGUGUGUGUUUACAUGAAAUGCUGGCUCCAGCAUUAUUUUUCAUUUCUCAACUUGAACUUUCUAUUUAAGAUUGCCUUAAUAAAUAUGUACCUGAUUCAUGUUUUUA